CGCCCACUAAAGCAAAGCAUGCUUCAGUAUGGAGUGAGUUUUUAACUAGUCGUAGUUAAAACAAUGUUUUAACGUUAAGUUGGUCUUUCAUGUUCCUUCUGCUUGAAUUGAUGUUGUCUUCACUCUAUAAGAUAUCCGUGCAACUGACUCACUAGCCAACUAUAUGCUAGUGGAUGAGAGUGCUCAUCGAAUAUGCUAAAUGGAUCUCGGCAUGACUUAUUAAGUAUAAGCAAUCGUCUGUAACCUGGUGACGCUGUGGCAAAAUGGAUAGACCCACCAACAUCAUGGACAUGUUUGAGACUGGAAAAGUCUUGAAAGUCUGUGCGCCUAUGGUUCGUUAUUCAAAGUUAGCUUUCAGAUGCCUGGUGAGGAAGUAUGACUGUGAUGUAUGUUUCACUCCGAUGAUUGUGGCAGCAGAUUUCAUGCGCUCUGUGAAAGCCAGGGACAGUGAAUUCACCACAAAUAGGGCUGAUCGGCCCCUAAUUGUGCAGUUCGCCGCCAAAGACGCCCAGACGCUGGCAGAUGCUGCCUGUGUUGUUGCGCCUUUCUCUGAUGGAGUGGACUUGAAUUGUGGUUGUCCUCAGAGAUGGGCAAUGUCAGAGGGUUAUGGAGCCUGCCUGAUCAACAAACCAGACAUUGUGAAAGAUAUGGUGCGAAAAGUCCGAAACCAAAUCGAAAACCCCAACUAUGCGGUGUCCAUUAAAAUCAGGAUCCACAAAGACAUAAGGAAGACCGUAGACCUGUGUCAGAAAGCAGAGUCGGCAGGGGUCUCGUGGAUCACCGUGCACGGACGGACAUCUGAUGAGCGCCACCAGCCUGUCCACUAUGAUGCCAUAAAGACUAUUAAGGACAGCCUGUCCAUCCCAGUCAUUGCCAAUGGAGACAUCAAGAGUCCACGGGAUGUGGAGUCGAUUCAUCAGCUAACUGGAGUUGAUGGUGAACACAUACACUAACAAAUGACUCUGCAGUGGACUGCAGUUGCCACCUUCCUAUAUGUGGAGAUUGGGAUCCUUCUUCUCCUCUGCAUUCCUUUCAUCUCUGCUACAAGAUGGCAAAGCAUUUUCAAGCUAAACAUAUGGAACAAACUCUCACCUUUCUGGAACAAAGGCUUCCUCACCAUGAUCAUAGUCCUCAUCGUACUCUUUCUAGAUGCUGUGAGAGAGGUAAAGAAGUACUCUGGCACAGAGCCCGGUAAAGAUGCCAAACUGAACCCCAACAUGUACGACCACAUGCACAUGAAGCUGUUCAGAGCCCAGAGGAACCUCUACAUCUCUGGCUUCUCACUCUUCCUCUGGCUAGUCAUGAGGCGUGUCAUCACCCUGAUCAACCAGCUGGCCACAGCCAAGAACACCACCGGAGCACUGCAGACCCAGGCGGAGAGUGCCAACCAGGCCGCGAAGAAAUACAUGGAGGAUAACGAGCUCCUGAAGCAGGCUCUGGAGGAGGGAAAGGGAGACCAGGCAACUGCUGAGGGAAAUGAGCUGUUGAGAAAAGAGCUGAAGAAACUGAAGGAGGAACUGGCGACCUCAGAGGAUGAUCUAAAGAAGUCUCAGUCUGAGGUGGAGGCCAUGAAGAGACAAAGUGAAGGCCUGACCAACGAGUACGACCGCCUGCUAUUGGAUCACCAGGAACUGCAGAACCAAAUUGCCAGUGGAGAUAAGAAGGACGACUAGGAUUUUUCAAUGUUGUAUAAUAUUACUCCAAAACACCAGUGAACUCGCUGUGCACCAGCACCUGUUUUCUCUUUUAGCCUAUAUCAGAGCACUGCAUGCAACCAAAAAUGUGACGACACCCUCACCAUGCAGGCAGUAGUGUGAACCAUGCAUGUUGUUUUCGCCAGGUUUGACUAGGUAUCAGUGCACAUAUCAAGAUGUGUUUAGUAUAUGCCAUGUGUGAGGAACUGGCACAUGUUGUUUACACCAUCUGGGCUUACACCAACGGACUCCUUUUUUGAUCUACCCAUUGGCAGUUGAUUAUGACUUAAGUAGUCAGACAUUUACAAGACAACAAAUUGACAAAACCUUUUAUCACUUGUAUUUUGAAGUGAUGGUACAGUUUAUAAUCUGGUCAAAGAACCCAAAUCAUUUGAAGCCAAAUCUAGUGUCAGCUCAAGCCUAAUGUCAGUGGCUUCACUACAUGCGAGAAGCCAAUCAGCACCACUGUGUAUUGUUUGGUGCGGGAGGGAUGUGUUUUAGGGGUGCAAAAACCAUGCUGUCUUAUGCUGUUAUGCUGUCUGUUCUCUGUUCUCUGACCAUAUUCAGGGACUUCCUUCCUUUUUCAGAGAUGAUGUAGAAUGUCAUGGUGACAAAGAAAAUAAUGAUUUGAGGUUGAUUGUACCAAUGUUUUUUUUUUUUUUUUUAAGUCUUAAGUGCUCCAUCCAGGCAUCGUUUGUUGUGUGUUAUAGCCCUGUUUAUUGUUUAUUGCACGUGUUCUUUUAAUAUUAAGUUAACGUUCUUGUGAUUUUCCUUAUUUUAAAAGUCACUGUGUUCAUGUGUUGUUAACGAGUGGGCACAUUGCAUAUUUGACACAGUCUCACAUUAGAGCAGCUCAAAGAAGAAGCUAUUCAUCAGACACUGAGCGCAUUUACUGUGUGGUUAUCAGUGCUCAUGGAGUUUGACCUCAUCUGUGUCAGCAGUGUAGAUGGUAGGUGGAUGCCACUGAUGUCAGAGUAGAGUACUGUUUUUUUCCCCUCUCUGUUCCACAGUUUCCACCUCUCUGUUGCACAGCUUAGGAGAGUGUGCUGUGCAGUUGUUCGUUGUGCCAGUGGCAUGUUUUAGAGGCGGUUCAUCUGUAGACAUUUCAGAUUUAAUGACAACUGUGAUCGACGUUUGCCCUCUAGAAGAAUGUGAAAUGGACUUUACCCGGACUGAAACCCUCCAAGCCUCAUGGGUAUAGUAGGCAUACUGAUGGUAAUGAGCAUGCUGACCACAGUGGAAAUGCAAACAGGGAACUAGCCUCCCAAGAUAAAGUGCCUUUAUGACAACUGUAAAGGAUUCACAUUGUGCUGUAUUAUUUGCUAUUUUAUGAACUCCACUGUUAUUAAAAAAAUAUUUCACAUAAAAAUAA
This is a messenger RNA of Alosa alosa (allis shad), 3066 nucleotides long. RefSeq names its product B-cell receptor-associated protein 29-like. The transcript is spliced from 12 exons. Gene Ontology annotation, biological process: tRNA processing. Gene Ontology annotation, molecular function: flavin adenine dinucleotide binding; tRNA dihydrouridine synthase activity. The record is from RefSeq and is a predicted model, not a curated record. NCBI's taxonomy places the organism in Eukaryota, Metazoa, Chordata, Actinopteri, Clupeiformes, Clupeidae.